UACUACCUGGAACAAACCCUGCAAAGAUUCGGCGGGCGCCGCAGCCGGGCGUGCCAGCAGGAGGCUGCGCCGGGACUGCCCCCUCUCAUUUCUCCCGCGCAAAACCGGGCCGGACGGCUCCACUCCCUCCCUCCACUGCAGGGGGGAGCCCGGCGCCCCCAGAUGGGCAGCCACCCCGGGCGGCUCCCAGCUGCAGCCCCUCUUGCGCCGCCUGCAAAGCGAAGUUCACCGGUCGCGAAGUUUGGGUCCUGUAAGGGGAGCCUCGAGGGCUGGCGCCGCGGCGCCGAGUGGGCGGCGCGGUGCGCUCCCCCUGUCCCGGGCGCCGAGUGCGCCCCUCCCCCGGCCCGCCGGAGCUCCGGGCGGAGCGAGCGCGCUGCGCGGCCGCGGGCGACCUCCGUGCGCGGCCCCGUGGCGAGCGAGGCUCCCGUGGCCGCGUGCUGGGAGGAGGCCGGAGCCCAGCGGGGAAGAAUGGAGUUGGCGACUGGCUCGCAGAUCCCUAAAGAAGUGGCUGACAUCUUUAACGCCCCCAGUGAUGAUGAAGAGUUUGUCGGUUUCCGAGAUGAUGUUCCCAUGGAAACCCUGUCAUCAGAGGAGAGCUGCUAUAGUUUUGACUCACUGGAGUCAGGGAAGCAGCAGGAUGUGCGUUUCCAGUCCACAACCUUCACAGAAGAGCUAAGGAGAAUUUUUAGAGAGGACAGUGACUCAGAGACGGAAGAUUUUGAAGGAUUUACACAGAGUGAUCUGAAUGUUAACAGUAACGCAGAAGUAAUGCUCGUGGAGUCAGAGCUCAGUGAUGACGGUAAAGCAUCUUUCAUGAGUGAGGAAGAGGAAGAUGAAGAAGAAGAGGCUCCACCUAGAAGCAGCAGGCCGAGAAGAAGCAGUAUUGGUCUUCGGGUAGCCUUUCAGUUCCCCACCAAGAAACCGGCAAAAAAUGCCGGUAAGAACAGUUCUCCUGAGCCGUUGUUUUCUGGCUCGCACAUACAGGACAGUAAGAGUGGAAUUCUUGGAAGAAAGACAAGCUGCAGACAGAGGAAGGAAAGGGAAGAUUCUGCCUCUGAGUCUGAGGACGACUCCAGGGACGAGGGCCAGGAGAGCUCAGAUGCCCUGCUGAAAAGGACCAUGAACAUCGAGGAGAACAAAGCCAUGCUUGCUCAAUUAUUGGCGGAAUUGAACUCAAUGCCAGAUUUCUUCCCGCUCCGAACCCCGAACUCAGCUUCUAAGAAGAAAGCAGUGAGGCGGGCCUUCUCAGAGGGACAGAUCACACGGCGCACCAACCCGGCCCGGAGCGCACGGCCUCCCGAGAAGUUCGCCCUGGAGAACUUCACCGUGUCGGCCGCCAAGUUCGCAGAAGAGUUUUACAGUUUCAGAAGAAGGAAGACAACAAGCGGGGGGAGAUGCCAGGGAUAUCGACGACGUCGCCGUGUAUCUUCUUUUCGGCCAGUGGAGGACAUCACUGAAGAGGACUUGGAGAAUGUGGCCAUAACUGUUCGAGAUAAAAUCUAUGAUAAAGUUCUGGGUAACACUUGCCACCAGUGUCGGCAGAAGACCAUUGACACCAAGACGGUGUGUCGGAACCAGAGCUGCGGCGGGGUGCGAGGACAGUUUUGUGGGCCUUGCCUGCGGAAUCGCUACGGGGAGGACGUGCGAUCGGCGCUGCUGGACCCGGGUUGGGUGUGUCCUCCCUGCCGGGGCAUCUGCAAUUGCAGUUACUGUCGGAAGCGUGAUGGUCGCUGUGCCACAGGCAUCCUCAUUCAUCUGGCCAAGUUUUACGGUUAUAAUAACGUUAAGGAAUAUCUGGAGAGCUUACAAAAGCAGCUGGUAAAAGACAACUAAGAGAAGAACCAGCCAGCUCACCAUGGAGGACUCCGACAAGACAUGCCAUUUGUGCCUAAGAUUUCUUAUGGUUGUGUUUGUAUACAGAAAUUCUUUGUAGAUCCAAAUACUAUUUUUUUUUAAAGAUUGUUUGUUUAUAUACUUCAAAAGAUUUCUCAGGAAGACGAGAGAGGAAUCGACAUACAUGUAUACGCAGGCCUGUUUAUAGAUUGAAUUGUUAAAAGCAUCUGCAGCUGAUUUAAAAAACAUAGUUUAGAUGGGGGGGUAGAGUUACCCCAGAGAAAACAUCGUGUAAGCAGCUCUUGCCUUUGUUGCCUUGAUCUUUUACCUCCCAAACCAGUCCCUGGAGGCCAGCUUGUGACGGGUUACGUCCCCCUUAAGUUUACCUUAUCACAAGUGACCAUAGUUUAAGC
This is a messenger RNA of Aethalodelphis obliquidens (Pacific white-sided dolphin), 2246 nucleotides long. It is a transcript of the gene CDCA7L, whose product is annotated as cell division cycle associated 7 like. Gene Ontology annotation, cellular component: nucleus. The coding region runs from base 163 to 1833 and encodes 556 amino acids. NCBI's taxonomy places the organism in Eukaryota, Metazoa, Chordata, Mammalia, Artiodactyla, Delphinidae. The transcript has 10 exons. The record is from RefSeq and is a predicted model, not a curated record. Gene Ontology annotation, biological process: regulation of DNA-templated transcription.